CUACAGCUCCUGGAGCUGCCAUGGCGCAGCUGCAAGGCGCUCAUAGACGACCAUAGCGCCCACCAAAGGGCGGCAGCACAGCAGCCUCAGAAGGCAGGCCAGCAGGAGGAUGCGGCGGCUGCUUCGGUGCGACGUCGCUAUGGCGAGGGCUUCCGCCCGUGCGUCUUCACGAGUCGCCGGAUGAGCCUGACGCAGAGCGCGUCGCAGCUCCCGCCCGACUACAGCCGCCGCGCGACACUGCUGCUACUGCGCCUGGUCGCGGCGGCGGCGGCGUUCGCGGCUGCAGCUGCCGGCCUGGCGGCGGCGGCGCUGUGGCUGCUGGGCUGGUGGCAGCUGCUGCUGGUGCUGGCGGAGGCCUCGUUUGCGGUACACUACAGGCGCAAGUGAGUACGGCGGGGGAAGAGCAGGGAGCAAGCUGACGCCCGUGAUUGGGGGAUGUCGGGAGAAAAGUU
Chlamydomonas reinhardtii is the source of this 452-nucleotide messenger RNA. RefSeq lists its product as uncharacterized. The record is from RefSeq and is a predicted model, not a curated record. The transcript has a single exon. The coding region runs from base 181 to 387 and encodes 68 amino acids. NCBI's taxonomy places the organism in Eukaryota, Viridiplantae, Chlorophyta, Chlorophyceae, Chlamydomonadales, Chlamydomonadaceae.